This is a messenger RNA of Mizuhopecten yessoensis (Yesso scallop), 2369 nucleotides long. Its product is annotated as RAD51-associated protein 1-like. NCBI's taxonomy places the organism in Eukaryota, Metazoa, Mollusca, Bivalvia, Pectinida, Pectinidae. The coding region runs from base 1 to 1233 and encodes 410 amino acids. The transcript has 10 exons. The record is from RefSeq and is a predicted model, not a curated record.
AUGGCGUUCUGCAUUGCUGUCGAGCGUGACCUCAUUAAAACCUGGCAUCAAAAAACGUUUCGAACAUAUUCUGGGUGGUCUUCUAAGAAAGUCAACUAUGCUUCAUUUGGUGCAGGAAAUGAUGACGAUGACUUUGAUGAAGACUUCAAGGACAUCACGCCACCACCAGCCAAGAAGGCAAAAACAUUGAAGACGUCCAACAAAGAAAAUACCUUAAAGAAACAGGCCAUAAAGAACAAUGAGAAAGGGAACAGUAAGAAAAGGAAACCUCCCAAUGAAAGGACCUUUGAUAGGGAGUUACAGCUGGCCCUAGAAAUUUCCAUACAUGAGUCCCAGGAUUCAACAGGAGGGGUUGAUGAGCCCCCUCCACCCACUAUUGAAGCAAGUGAGCCUUUCAGUAUAACAGCCAAUAUGGAGGCAAUGGAGGAGCUAAACAAGCUCAAAGUGGAGGCCACACCCCCUGUCUUACAGCCAAUAACAACAGAUCAACCAGAGGUGGUUGUGUUAGAGGAAGAGGAGCAUGAGAGAGUGACUACAGCUGAAUCAGAAACACCCAAAGGCCAAGUUUUUGAUGACAGCAUUGAGGUGAUCAGCUCAGUACCUGAAGUGGAGCCCAAGACCAAGCGUAGGGCUACAGCCAAAAAGCCUGUGGUGGACAGCGAUAGUGAAAGUGCAUUUGAUCCAGAUGAUGAUGAUAAGGAUUUGAGCGAUGAGAGUGAUGAGGAUUACGAGGAGGACAAUGACAGUGAUUUUGAAGGCUUUGGUAAAAAGAAAAAAGGGAAAGGAAAGAGUCAAAAACCAACAGCAAAGAAACAAACAACUCCAAAGUCCACAUCUACAGCCAAAUCUAAAACCAAAGCAGCCCCUGUUUCCAAAUCUGUUGCCCCCAGAAGUAAAGUGACUGCCAUUAGGAAGGCCGUGUCUCCGUCCGUUGGUCAGACAAUGUCCAGUCCAGUUGGUCGAGGUUUGGGUGGAGGCACACCUAAGUGGACACCACCAGGCCAUGCAGGAAAAUCUUCACUUGGUGGCGCUAGUAUGAAAUCACCUGGUACCUCACUAGGUGGCGCUGGUACGAAGUCUCCUGGUCUCUCAUUCGGUGCGGGAGGGAUAAAGUCACCUUCCUCCUCACUAGGUGGUGUUAAUAUAAAAUCGCCACUAUCAGGGCUACGUCUCGGACUGUCUCGGCACCAGAGUGUAAGACCUCUUCAUUCAGGAUUAAAAGUAAAACACUGACAAAUCAUCUGUACAGACUGUUAUGUGUAUAUAGUAUAUCAUAUGCUUAUAAAGCAACAUGUAUUAUAUAAUUAACAUCACAAAGUGUGCAUAACAAAUUGUGUUUCACAUGGUGUGUAUUACAUGGUGUAUGUAUCACAUAGUGUGUGUAUCACAUGGUCAAUGUAUCACAUGGUGUAUGUACCACAUGGUGUAUGUAUCACAUGGUGUAUGUAUCACAUAGUGUGUGUAUCACAUGGUUAAUGUAUCACAUGGUGUGUGUAUCACAUGGUAUGUGUAUCACAUGGUAUGUGUAUCACACGGUCAAUGAAUCACAAGGUGUGUGUAUCACAUGGUGUGUGUAUCACAUGGUAUGUGUAUCACACGGUCAAUGAAUCACAAGGUGUGAGUAUCACAUAGUGUGUGUGUCACAUGGUGUAUGUAUCACAUGGUGUGUGUAUCACAUGGUGUAUGUAUCACAUGGUGUGUGUAUCACAUGGUGUAUGUAUCAUGAAUCACAUGGUGUGUGUAUCCCAUUGUCAAUGAAUCACAAGGUGUGUAUAUCAGAGUUUUUAUAACACAUGGUAUCAUAGGGUAUGUUAAUCACGUUUUUACAUGGUGUAUCACAUGGUGUGUAUCACAUGGUGUGUGUAUCACAGUGUGUAUAAGACAUGGUAUCAUAGGGUAUGUUAACACUUAGACAGGUGUAUUAUACUAAUUAUAUAGUGUAAAUAUAAUAUGUAGGUUUUAAUACAAUGUAUUUCAUUGUAACAGAGUGAAUCAACUUGUAUGUAUUUCUACUUAUACCAUCUUCAAACGUCAAAUAUUCUUCUCUCUACAUGCUGAUUUUUUCUGUAUUAUUUGAUUUUGUCAUGACAGAGCUCAGGUUCACAGUAAGCUAUUUGCUUGGUUAUCGUUCCACACAUCAGAAAUGACCUGUCCCUAGGCUGAUAGACAGUGGUUCCAGUGAUUUAAAGAUUAUCAGUGGAUUGCUCUUGAGAUAAAAGUGAUAUUUUUUACUGCUGUGUUGCCACACAAUUUGCUUUGGAGCUGCGGUGGCCAAGUGUUUAAGGCGUCCGACACUGUGCUACCACUAGCCCUCCACCACUGGGUUGUGGGUUCACGGCCUACAUGGGGCAGUCGCCAGGUACUGUCCG